This is a messenger RNA of Ceraceosorus bombacis, 1178 nucleotides long. Lineage: Eukaryota; Fungi; Basidiomycota; Exobasidiomycetes; Ceraceosorales; Ceraceosoraceae. The record is from the annotation of a GenBank genome assembly.
AUGCAGGUGUCAAGCUUAUCGUUGCUCGCGACUACGCUUCUCAGCGCAAGCCUGCUUUGCAGCAUCGCAGCAGCUUCAGAGACGGCUGCGCGGGCAACCUACUCUCUGCACUCGAGGUAUGUGGGGGGCGGACAGAGCACAGGGGGAUGGAAAUAUCAAGGCUCGAUCAGUUUGGGAGCUCAAGCUGGGCUUUCGAGCGUCUCGGAUGUCUCUCCAUCACGGGACAAUAUCAAAUUCGUCACUGCGAGUGAUCGGAAUGAGGAGCUUCAGCCGGCAACUGAUUCUGGUGUGCUAGAUCUGGAGAGCACUAGCUCUGCUGAGGGCUGGCUGCAGCUCUUGCUCUUGGACGGAGACACAAAGUCAGUCAAGCAGGCGGAACUGGCGCGUGGCAUUUUAGCUAGCACCAAAGCGGUGAGUGUUUUGCAUAGCUCUUCGGUCGUUGACGAUCCUGAGGUGGCUAAAGCAAUCGGUGCCGGCAAAUCUUCACAGUGCCUCCUCCCUUCCCCGCUCGUUGUCACCCUCCACCUACCACCGGCGCCUGGCGCAAAGACAAAGACCGGACAUGAUCCAGCUCCUUUAAGCGCGUCCUUGCGACCGCAAAGUCUCUCACUCCACUUUGAAGGCAUUUCUACAGCGCCCUUGAACGAGUCUGGAUGCCCAGCUGAGCGAGGCCGCAGCGCUGCUGAAGUCGCCAAGCCUCAGGCUCCAGUGCGAGUAGCAGUCUAUCGUGCAGCAGGCGCAGGAGCGUGAGUUUAUCGGAAGAGUUGGCCUUAACAUCAUCGACACUGACGUCUCUGCUGACCUUUCCUCGCAGGCCUCCUCCUCGUCAAGCGCCGCGUCUCACAGCCGACGGAAGCCCGCUCGGUGAAGGGGAAGACGCUCCACCGGUGAAGGAGAAAUCCUUCGUUCAGAAGUAUUGGUACUAUUUGCUACCCGUCGUCAUCCUACUCGCAAUUCCCUCAGAGGUGCGUGGGAUCCCGCUGGCAGGUCGAGACAUGAACGCACGGCUGACGCUCCAAGACUGCGCACACUCUAAAUAGCUUGCAGAUAGCGGCGAUGAUGGAGAGGCGGAGGUGGAUGACGCUCCGCGCUUGGGAGGAGGAGGAUCGGGAAGCGGAGGCGCAGGCAAGAAGGGCGCACCUGGUGCAGCGGGUGCUGGUAUGCGUCGUAUCAGGUGA